This is a messenger RNA of Penicillium hordei, 453 nucleotides long. RefSeq lists its product as uncharacterized. The coding region runs from base 1 to 453 and encodes 150 amino acids. The record is from RefSeq and is a predicted model, not a curated record. The transcript has 3 exons. Lineage: Eukaryota; Fungi; Ascomycota; Eurotiomycetes; Eurotiales; Aspergillaceae.
AUGGUCCUAGCAUUCCGGCCUUCCUAUACUCCAACCUACGACAUCAGCCCAGGGAUUCCAUUCGGACAGUUCCUCGGCCCUGUUCUUCAACAACCUACCGAUGCGACCCUACAGCUGGAGUACGACACCGUUGGUACUCGCCACAUACAGCUUGACUUCCGCUUUGCCCGCGGGCCAAAAGAAUUGCUCCUUAUGGAGCGCCCACACUCUAUCGACGUAACCAGCUGGCAAGCGAACUUGUCCAGCCCGUACUCAAGGAUUUCGCGACUGGCCCUGAACGAUUCGGCUAGUGGUAUUCAUAUCACCACUACCCUCAUCCGGCAACCUUCCCACCUCUCCUCCACAGAGACAUCACCCACCACAACGUCUAAGCGUAAGGCGCCAGGCCCUGCUCAAUCACCCUACAGAAGCGAGAAAUUCGAGGUGCUCUAUCUCCGCACGAAAGCUUCCUGA